CUUGUCUCCAAUGUCCUACGAAGUCGCUCUCUUUGGUGAAUUUUUUGCGCGAGAUCUUACCGCCAUUCUCGCGCGUAUUACACUACAUUCCGAGUCUUCGGCCACGAUGCAUAUUCGCGAGGUCGUUUUUGAGCCCGUCAACCGUGACGCCGAGCCGGUUCUGCUACGUGCGCGUAAGGAUCUCACGGAUCCCGAUGGAGGCUGGGUUCUUUUCUCUUACCUGGCACCAGAGAGCGUUCGUGCGCAUCCAGAAGCGACGGUACGCCCGUGGGUGACUGUUCAUGUUCGUGGAGACGCGCUGUGUUUCGCAUGUGCACUGGGGUACGUGAGGCGGUCACAGAUAUACAAGCGAGGGUAUGUUUUCAGGAGGGGGAUGCUGGUCAUUCAGAUGUUCCAGCAGGAAAAAAUUGAUCCAAAAACACAAGAACCUAUUCCUGCAUCUGCUGAUACCCUCUGGGAGGUGGAGGUCAAGACCGCGUUUCCUGUACGGAAUACUCAGGAUACGCCUCUUAGCCGUGCUAUCGAUGCCGUGCUCGACGUUCAGCUCCUCAUGAAAGGCCUUCUUGACCUGCGUCGUCAAGAUGUUUGAUCAAUCCGGCAAGUCUCUCUUCAUGCGUGAGAACGACAAGACGCGAAACCCGCUGCGCAAAGGCAUGUUGGUCUCUACUUCACUCGCAGUGAACAUUUCAUCACUCUUUCUUGGGCCUGAAGGACCUACUAGAGGAAGAACUAUGGGAUAACCGGAUACUAUUCCACAAACGUUGGAAGGUACAGAGGUGCGAGGAGAAUGAGAUGCCGCACAAUGGGGUCUAGCUUGAGGCGUC
This is a messenger RNA of Desarmillaria tabescens, 824 nucleotides long. RefSeq lists its product as uncharacterized. NCBI's taxonomy places the organism in Eukaryota, Fungi, Basidiomycota, Agaricomycetes, Agaricales, Physalacriaceae. Gene Ontology annotation, cellular component: core mediator complex; mediator complex. The record is from RefSeq and is a predicted model, not a curated record. Gene Ontology annotation, biological process: termination of RNA polymerase II transcription; regulation of transcription by RNA polymerase II. Gene Ontology annotation, molecular function: transcription coregulator activity. Bases 11 to 589 code for a protein of 192 amino acids. The transcript has 2 exons.